Molecule: messenger RNA, 789 nt
Organism: Folsomia candida
Lineage: Eukaryota; Metazoa; Arthropoda; Collembola; Entomobryomorpha; Isotomidae
Gene: Vps25
Product: vacuolar protein-sorting-associated protein 25
Exons: 3
Coding region: 169-720 (183 amino acids)
Biological process (GO): protein transport to vacuole involved in ubiquitin-dependent protein catabolic process via the multivesicular body sorting pathway
Cellular component (GO): ESCRT II complex
Molecular function (GO): structural molecule activity; protein homodimerization activity
Source: RefSeq, a predicted model, not a curated record
AGUUAUGAAAUCGGUAUCAUAACAAAACACUUUUGAUUGACAAUUUGACCGAAGUCUGAAAUAUUAAAAACUUGAAAGAUUAGAAACAAGUUGAUUAAUAGUUAAGUCGGAAUUUUCCCCAAACAACUCCACUGUAUUUGUCUACUUGAGGUUCUCAUGUCUUGAGCAAUGGCUACGAUAGCUGCCGUAGAAUUCAAUAGCUGGCCGGCUCAUUACAACUUUCCUCCAUUUUUUACGUAUUUUAAGAAUAAUUUACAACCUAAUCGAGAAACCCAGGCAAAGCAGUUAUCAAUCUGGAUUCAACUAAUUAAAGACUAUGCUUCCAAGACUCGGCUGUUUUCUAUAGACCACAGCCACCCCAUUUUCACAAAUACGGAAAUUUCUCGAAGUUUGACACAGGAGGGAAUCAGUACCAUUUUUGACGAAAUGAUUCGCACGUCCCAGGGCGAAUAUGUUGAUGCAUCAAAAAAGGACAGGAUUUUCAUCUGGUGGCAGAGCAAGGAGGUGUGGGCUAAGGUAUUGAUGCAGUCGGCGGAAAAAGGUGGGCUUCUCAAUAGCGUCGCCACCAUUUACGAACUUCUCAACGACCACACCCCCUUGGAAGGGAUGGAGGAGGCCAUGCUGGUCAAAGUCCUCAAAGUACUCGAAGCAUCAGGCAAGUGCGAGGUCAUGGGAGGAGCUGCUGGAGGUUCAGUGGAAGGUGUCAAGUUCUUCAUGUGAUAUUACUAGUUACCAGCACACAGAAUAAACUUAUUUUAACUAGUUAAAUAAAUGUAUAUGGAAUAUUUC